Zootermopsis nevadensis is the source of this 4340-nucleotide messenger RNA. Its product is annotated as putative 3',5'-cyclic phosphodiesterase pde-5. Lineage: Eukaryota; Metazoa; Arthropoda; Insecta; Blattodea; Termopsidae. The record is from RefSeq and is a predicted model, not a curated record. Gene Ontology annotation, biological process: signal transduction. Gene Ontology annotation, molecular function: 3',5'-cyclic-nucleotide phosphodiesterase activity; protein binding.
GUGCUACGCUUGGGCUACUGGUCACUAGAAGAAAUGUCACUGAAGAGAGACAACGCCACUCUGCCUGAAUUGACUGAAGAAAAUGAAGACGAGAGGACACCAUCUACGUUGCAUAAACCUGAACAGGACAGCGUUCGUUUUAAGGUGCAUAUUGUUCUCAACCCUGUGGCAGGAAGACACAGCACUGCUGACGUCACGGUCAGUGGUGCUCUGACGCCGACCUCGCAGGAAGUCUCAUCCGAUGUUCACCCCACGCCUCUGCAAGGGCCCUCACGUGUGUGCAAGCAGAGCAGGAACCAUCGUGCCUCGACGCCUUCUCUAAAAGCCUCUGGCUCCAAGAGUCCGCGAGGUGUUCGCCGCGUAGAUGUCGCCUCCACUCCUGUUCAAAGAGCGGGACAGCAUCAGACCGUGAACGGCUCUGUGACCCGAGGAGAACCCUGUGACGGACAUGCUGCUGAAUCGAGUGUGGAACAGGUACGCGCGUUCCUGCGAUCGCAUACCGACUUCCUGGAGCGCUUCGUCAUGGAGGAAGUAGAACUGGAGACGCUGGAGCGGUGGAUGAUCCGAAGCACGCAGCGAGCCAAGAAGCGCCCCGACACUUCGGCUACGGGUAAGAAUGGACGGAAAACCAGUUUGUCAAGAUGGAAAUUCUGUGUGCAUGCCGACAAGCGACAGAUGCUUCAGGAACUGACGAGGUCGCUUCAGCAGAGACCAAACAAAGCUCACGUCCUGUGGGAACUGGCGGGUUGUAUCUGUUCUGCUGUGGGGGCAGAAGGCUACCAGCUCUACCUGGCAGAGAAUGGCGACCCAGAGAUGCUGGGUCUCUAUCUGGGUCAGGACGGAAGGUUGGAGAAUGGGCAGACUGUGAUGGAAAGGAUGGGGUCAGACCUCACUGUACCUGUAUAUGUAGCCAAAACGAGAGAGCCCCUCAGACUGUCCAGAGGAGAGCUCGACCCAAGAUUCCCUGAUAGACUUCCUAACAAAAAUGGAGCGGCCCAUGCGCUGUAUCAACCUGUCAUACAGACUGAUGGCCAGUUGGCCGCUGUGGUAGAGUUAUGGCGAGGCGACCCAUUCCAUGAGGAGGAUGAAGAGAUUGCCAGCAGCUACCUGGUGUGGGGCGGCAUUGCUCUGCACUAUGCACAGCUGUACCUCAGCAUGAACAAGCAGAGGAAGCUAAAUGACUUCUUGUUAGCUGUAGUCAAGUCCAUCUUUCAAGACAUGGUGAGUAUGGAUACUCUCAUUAUGAAGAUAAUGAAUUUUGCACAGCGUCUUGUGGAUGCCGACAGGGCGUCUCUUUUCCUUGUAGACAGUAGGAACAAGGAACUAUAUGCACGCAUAUUUGACAUUGGAAUUACAAGUGAGGAAGCUGCGGACAGCAAGACUGGAGGCGGAGUUUCAGGUAGUGAAGAGUCAAUUGCAAAACUGCAAAACUCCACAGAGAUCAGAUUCCCAGUUGGCACAGGUAUUGCAGGACAGGUGGCUAAAACUGGUGAGGUGCUGAACAUCACUGAUGCAUACUGUGAUUCGAGGUUCAACCGAACAAUAGACAAGUUAACAGGAUACCGCACCAAGACCAUACUGUGCAUGCCCAUAUUCAUUCGUGGCAAUGUCAUUGGAGUGGUGCAGAUGGUUAACAAACAUUGUGGAUGCUUUACUAAAGAGGAUGAGGAUGCAUUUGAGAUGUUUGCAGUCUACUGUGGCUUGGCCCUGCAUCAUGCUAAGCUGUAUGAUAAAAUUGCCAGAUCAGAACAGAAGUAUCGUGUAGCUCUGGAGGUACUCAGCUACCACAACACCUGCUCAGAUACAGAGGUGACACGUGCACAAGAGCAGAAAAUCCCAAAUUCCAUCCCUGGUAUAGAAGACUAUUACUUCAGUGUCUUCAAGCUGGAUGAUUUUGAGAAAGCCAAACAUGCUAUCUACAUGUUCAAGGACUUAUUUGGACUUUCAAGAUUUGAUAGUGACAGCCUCAUCAGAUUCACAUUGACAGUGAGAAAGAACUAUCGCCGAGUGCCGUACCAUAAUUGGACACAUGGGUUUUCUGUAGCUAACUCCAUGUAUAGUGUUAUCAAGCACACACAGAACACUUUCAAGGCCAAUGAAUGCCUGGCACUAUACAUUGCCUCUCUGUGCCACGACCUAGAUCAUCGAGGAAAAAACAAUAAAUUUAUGCUGGACACAGAAUCUCCACUGGCAGCCAUUUACAGCACAUCCACAAUGGAACACCACCAUUUUAACCAGACUGUUACCAUUCUGCAGCAGAAAGGCCACAACAUCUUCAGCAAGUUGAGCAGCUGGGAGUAUAAGCAGGUGUUGGGUUAUGUGAAGCAUUGCAUCCUGGCCACAGAUUUGGCACUUUUCUUCCCCAACAAGGCCAAAUUAUCACAGCUUAUUGCUGAGCAGACUUUCUCCUGGGGAGAUUCAGAACACAGACUACUCAUUCAGGCAGUUGCAAUGACAGCCUGUGACCUUUCUGCAAGUGCCAAACCAUGGAAUGUACAAGUGAAAACAGUGAAAGUCAUUUUUGAAGAGUUCUAUGAGCAGGGUGAUGCAGAAAAGUUGGCAGGCCAUGUACCCUCUCCUCUCAUGGAUCGUGACAGAAAAUGUGAACUUGGAGCAAUUCAGGUUGGUUUCCUCACUGGUAUUUGCCUUCCAUGCUACACUCUGCUAUGCAAGUUGAUUCCCGAGACAAAGCCAUUGCUCGACCAGUGCCAGGCCAACCUAGAACGAUGGAGGCAAAUUGAUGAAGAAAUAAAAAAACAGAAAGAGGAGAAAACUGGAGUGGAUGCAUUGUCUUUUCUGGACAACGUGUUAGAGACAUCUGAGAAAACUGAUAUGGAAGACAAAAUAUCUUCAGGAAGCUUACUGGAAGGUGAAAAGGAAGGACAAGGUACUUCAGAAAAGAACUGCAUACAGGAACCAAGCCAUCAACACAGUGAACUAACUCAUUCUAUGGAUCAAAGUCCUUGAGAAGCUGAAAGUUACUUGGCAGGUAAAAAUAUUCCUCUGAGUUAUUCAGAAUAAUUCCAUGACCUGAUGUUCUGUUUCUUUAAAAUUAAUUUCAGUAUUAUCCUCCCACAUACAUCCUCCAAGUGGCCCUGUCCCUUCAAGUUUGUGAACUAAAUUUUUGUAUGCAUUUAUCAUCUGCGUGCGUAUUACAUGUCAUGUCCAUCCCACCCUCCUUAACUGAAUCAUCCUACUAAUAUCUGGUGAGGAGUAAAAGUUAUGGUGCUUCUCAUUAUGUAGUUUAUGCCUGGCUCAUUGCCACACUUUGUCCUAUCUGACAUGUACAUCCAUUAAAUUUAAAUUACACUUUGCUAAUUAUCUUGCUGUUGAUUUCAAAAAGUCUGCCCUGUGGAAAAUUCUGACAUUAAUAAAAGUAAGAGGAUGCUGUGUACUUGCACAGGACAGUAUUAGCAUGAACUUUGCAGCAGCAAACAACCAAGAAGAGGAUUUGUUGUCAACACUGAUUAAAUAGUGCAGUUUCUGUUUUCAAGAAAUCUUUGUGUGGAGUUGUUUUAAAUGAGUCCUUAAUUAAAAGGGAAAUAUUGACCAAUGCAUUUGAAACCAACAUAAUUUGUGGUAUGUUAUAUGGAAACCAGCAUAUCAGAAAUAGUUAAUCAAUCUUUAUUAGAUGCUUAAGAUUUAUUCAUGAAUAUUUCUUACAUAACCAUAUAAAUACAAAUUUUAUGAAUAUUAUACUUGAUGGUUACAUACUAAUGUAAUUAAAGUAAAACGUUGUUAUUACAAUCUUUAAGUGAUUUUUAAGCAACUAUCACACUUCCAUUCCAUAUGUAAUGCAUAGUCAAGUUAUAAUUAAAAUAGAAUAUAAAAUUUGCCAUCAUUCAUGAUGUAUAUUUUUGUGUAUAUUUUAUCCUGUAUUAUGUAAUGUACAAAGACAUUUGAAUCUCCAAGUAUUUCUUUUCUGGAAAACAUUGAUUUGAACAGCUAAAACUUUAAAGUCCAAAUGAAAUAAUUUUAAUUUCGAUAUAACUGGAUUCAGACACCAGAUCAUUAAAUGGGGAAAAUAUUAACACUGAAGAAUAUUAAAUGCAGAUUCCUUAUUUAAUAACUAUAUAUGAAUUAUAUAUCAGUUCUCAGGACUUUUAAGUAGAGACAUUUGAAUCAAAAUAUGAUGAUUACAUACUUCUAUAUAAUGAAUAACAUUCUACCUCAAAUGUGAUCAGUGUAUACAACUCAGCAUUUUGUCAUUAGCCACUUGCUUUCUAUUAUUCACAAAGAAUGUUUUCUACAACACAAGCAUGGCAUUAACCAUGUUUAUACAGUAUUUCAUGUUGACUAAUUAUGUAUUUCAAGUCUUCAUAAUAAAAUUCAGAAACAUU